Molecule: messenger RNA, 1800 nt
Organism: Micropterus dolomieu (smallmouth bass)
Lineage: Eukaryota; Metazoa; Chordata; Actinopteri; Centrarchiformes; Centrarchidae
Gene: snx15
Product: sorting nexin 15
Exons: 7
Coding region: 101-1267 (388 amino acids)
Molecular function (GO): phosphatidylinositol binding
Source: RefSeq, a predicted model, not a curated record
AGCGGAGAGGAGGGACGGAAGAAUCACAACAGAGAUACUACGGCUUUGACAGUUGUCUUUUGUGCCGCUGAAACACUUUUUGUUGAUACCGAGAGCUGACAUGUCACGAAAACCCAAAGAUGAAUAUUACCGUUUUUUUACCGUUACCGACCCACGCACGCACGAGAAGGGACACACCGAGUACAAAGUGACAGCAAGGUUUGUGUCCAAGCGUCAUCCAGAAGAUGUGAAGGAGGUGGUCGUGUGGAGGAGGUUCUCAGAGCUGAAGAAGCUCCAUGGGGAGUUGGCCUACACACACAAGAACCUUUUCAGAAGACAGGAGGAGUUUCCACCUUUCCCCCGCGCACAAGUCUUUGGAAGGUUUGAUGAGGCUGUGAUAGAAGAGAGGAGGAAGGCCACAGAGGCCAUGCUUCUAUUUACCACCAGCAUACCUGCUCUCUAUAAUAGCCCACAGCUCAAGGACUUCUUCAGAGGCGGUGAGGUCACAAGGCCUCUGGAUCCCACGCCUGUUUCCUCUGCUGGGCCUCUGCCUCCCCCUCUCAUCCCCCUCCCCAAGCGGAGAGCCUCAGACUGUGAACCUGCAGAGGAGGAGGAAGGGAGGGAGGCUCCCACCUUACCCCAAGACCUGGGCACCAACGUGGGCUUAGAAGUGGGAGAGCCAGAGGUGGCGGCUGAGGCUUACAGCGAGAUGGGAGGGUCUCCGAGACAAGAAGAAGAACAAGAAGUACUUAGCGAUACAGAGCUGGAGGAAAGAGUUCCGUCUCCCGAACAGUCCCCAGCCAGAAACCACCAAUCACAAGAGUCCCAGGAAGAAUUUGACUCACUGUUUGACUCUGUGACAGAAGAGCAAGUCCCAUCCCCAAAGGAGGAAGGUCCGCCUCCUCUGUCUGAUAAUGACUUGGCUGUCUUUGAUCCCUGCUAUAAAGAAGAUGGAUCCGAUCCCUCCAGUGACUACUCAGAAUUGUUCUCAGUGCCACCAACCAGUCUGGACGGAGGCAACGCUGAAUACUUGAACCAAGCUGCCACUGAGCUAACAGCUGCAAUGGAGAGGGAGAAGGAGGGAGAAUUCAGUUCUGCCAUUCAUGGAUACCGGACGGCGGUGGAUAUACUGAUAACUGGAGUACAGGGUGAUCCAGAUCCAAUUCGCAGGGAGUCUGUGGUGAGAAGGACAGCCCAGUAUCUAAAGCACACGGAGAUGUUGGUUGAAAGGCACUCCUCGCCCACACACACUCACACUCCUACACACACACAUCCACAGGACCCUUAGAUGCACACACACACACACACACACACCGAUUGCAUACACUUUUAACACACAUGAAGACAGAUCUAAGGCAAACAAGCUCAGGGUUGUGACAUACAUACGCACACAUACAUGUCACACACUUAAAGACACUAUGUUGGUACGCAUACAUAAAGUGAGAUCACAGACUGGAUUGGACAAGACCAUUCAGAAAUGCAAGCUCUUUCAGGUGCAAAACUACAACCCCAGCACACACACACACACACACACACACACACACACACACACACACACACAUAGACACACACUUGUGAAGUACACUGCACAGUCCCUUUAGCUACCUUUGUUUUGUGAAAAAAUCUGUGAUUUACUAAAUCAAGAGAAUCUGGAAACUAAAAGUGACCUGCAAACCUAAAGGAUAAAUAAUCCCUUCUCUUUCUUAAAUAUUUCUUUCCUUUUAAAAUGUUUUCUUGUUAAAUACAGUAAUGAAUAUGUAUAUCAGCAAUUUGCAUUUUGCACAAACUGUGUAUUUGUUAAUAAAUAUGAUUUUAAUCAAA